Messenger RNA from Medicago truncatula (barrel medic), 993 nucleotides. RefSeq lists its product as uncharacterized. The transcript has 5 exons. The record is from RefSeq and is a predicted model, not a curated record. Lineage: Eukaryota; Viridiplantae; Streptophyta; Magnoliopsida; Fabales; Fabaceae. The coding region runs from base 204 to 710 and encodes 168 amino acids.
CAAAAACACCCUUAGAUAAAAUUUAAUUCCCAAUUUCACCAAAAACCUUUGCAAUCGUUCUCUCUUCUUCUUCUUCUUCUUCUUCCAACUGAAAACCCUUUCCUUCAUUGUUAUCUCCUCUUCCAAAAACAGUUCUUCUCUCCACAUUUAACAGCAAGAUUUCAUAGCAAUUUUGAAACAAGCAAGGUUUCAAUUGUUGAAUUAUGAAUAAAGGAAAAGUCUAUAAGAAAAGAUUGGAAACUUUUAUUGAGGGUGAUAAAAUUACUGAGACUAGGGUUCAAGAUGUAGCUUGGCUUUGCUCACUUUCCGAAUCUGAAAUUGAUAUGCUGAUUAGCUUGAAAUUGUUGAUAAUUAAGCGGGCAGAAUGGAUAGGUUGUAAGAAUUUGGCUAAUAAAUUCGACCUUAAGAUGCUUAGAGCCAUUGCACUUGUUUUGAUGGAAAAUCUCAAAGCAGAGGUAAAAGACGCAUCUCUUGUACCAGAUAUGGUGAAAUCUACUGCUUUUUUAGAUGUAUGCAACCUACUGAACUGUAACAGCGAGGUUUCUGCAACUAUUGAAGAGCUAAGUACAAGUGUUGGUGCUGAUAUACAACCAAUUCUCCAAGGUUCCUCCUUAUACUGUUCACCCUCUCCCAAACGAAAGAAGCAAAAAGUUGCUGGUCGCAGCGCAAGUUUAAAAUUAUUCUCUUCAAGGAAGUCUCUAAAUUUGUAGCUUAUCCUCCUUACUGAAGUGCCUAUAUUUUUUGCUGCAGAAACACUGAUUUUGUGUGACCUUGUUGGCUAAUAUACACAUGUAGUAUUUUUUAAAAUUUUCUAAAUUGUUGUGUUGCUAUUUGCAUGACACGCAAGUAGUUUCAGCAAAUAUGUUGGUUGAGUUUAGUCACUUCCUAUAUCACAUUCAUUCAUAGUGUUUGAAACAACCUGAUAUUGACAUCUAUCAAAUUGUCUUAGUAAGAUCUGUUAUUCUUAUUGAAGGGUAUACAAACUUUAGAUAA